AUGCAGAAAAGCGUGCGCUACAACGAGGGGCACGCCCUGUACCUGGCCUUCCUGGCCCGCAAGGAGGGCACCAAGCGCGGCUUCCUGAGCAAGAAGGCAGCCGAAGCGAGCCGCUGGCACGAGAAGUGGUUCGCCCUCUACCAGAAUGUGCUCUUCUACUUCGAGGGCGAGCAGAGCGGCCGCCCGGCGGGCAUGUACCUCCUGGAGGGCUGCAGCUGCGAGCGGGCGCCCGCGCCGCCCAGGGCCGGUGCCGGACCAGGCGGCGCCCGGGACGCGCUGGACAAGCAGUAUUACUUUACUGUCCUUUUUGGCCACGAAGGUCAGAAACCACUGGAGCUGCGCUGUGAGGAGCAGCAGGAUGGUAAAGAGUGGAUGGAGGCCAUUCACCAAGCCAGUUAUGCAGACAUUUUGAUUGAGAGGGAAGUGUUAAUGCAGAAGUACAUUCAUCUAGUUCAGAUCGUAGAGACAGAAAAAAUUGCAGCUAACCAACUGCGGCAUCAACUCGAAGAUCAAGAUACCGAAAUCGAAAGGCUUAAAUCAGAGAUUAUCGCUCUUAAUAAAACCAAGGAACGAAUGCGGCCUUACCAAAGCAAUCAAGAAGACGAUGAUCCAGACAUCAAAAAGAUUAAAAAGGUUCAGAGCUUCAUGCGAGGAUGGUUGUGUAGAAGGAAAUGGAAGACCAUUGUGCAGGAUUACAUCUGUUCUCCUCAUGCUGAAAGUAUGAGGAAGAGAAACCAGAUUGUGUUCACCAUGGUCGAGGCUGAGUCGGAGUAUGUUCACCAGCUCUACAUCCUGGUCAACUGCUUCCUCCGGCCCCUGCGAAUGGCCGCCAGCUCCAAGAAGCCCCCCAUCAGCCACGACGACGUCAGUAGUAUUUUCCUUAACAGUGAAACAAUCAUGUUUCUUCAUGAAAUAUUUCAUCAAGGACUGAAGGCAAGGUUAGCAAACUGGCCUACUUUAAUUUUAGCUGAUCUGUUUGAUAUUUUGCUCCCCAUGCUGAACAUUUAUCAAGAAUUUGUACGUAACCACCAGUACAGCCUCCAAGUGCUUGCCAAUUGUAAGCAAAACAGAGAUUUUGACAAACUCUUAAAACAGUAUGAAGCCAACCCUGCCUGUGAAGGGAGGAUGCUGGAAACGUUCUUGACCUACCCGAUGUUUCAGAUCCCCAGGUAUAUCAUCACAAUUCAUGAACUGCUCGCUCAUACACCCCAUGAGCAUGUGGAGAGGAAGAGUCUGGAAUUUGCAAAAUCAAAACUGGAGGACCUGUCCAGGAUAAUGCACGAUGAAGUGAGUGACACUGAAAACAUAAGGAAGAACCUUGCCAUAGAAAGAAUGAUCGUGGAGGGCUGUGACAUUUUGCUGGACACCAGCCAAACUUUCAUCCGCCAAGGUUCUCUUAUUCAAGUACCUUCCGUUGAGAAGGGGAAACUUAGUAAAGUUCGCCUGGGUUCAUUGUCUUUGAAAAAGGAAGGAGAAAGACAAUGCUUCUUAUUUACAAAACACUUUUUAAUUUGCACAAGAAGUUCAGGAGGAAAGCUGCAUCUGCUCAAGACAGGUGGAGUUCUCUCUCUAAUAGAAUGUACCUUGAUUGAGGAGUCAGAUGCAAGCGAUGAUGACUCCAAAGGUUCUGGGCAAGUGUUUGGACACCUGGAUUUUAAGAUAGUGGUGGAGCCUCCUGGUGCCGCCCCUUUCACUGUAGUCUUGCUAGCACCUUCACGCCAGGAGAAAGCUGCCUGGAUGAGUGACAUUAGUCAGUGUGUGGACAAUAUACGGUGUAAUGGUUUAAUGACUAUAGUGUUUGAAGAGAAUUCCAAAGUCACUGUGCCACAUAUGAUUAAGUCUGAUGCCCGUCUUCAUAAAGAUGACAUUGACAUUUGCUUCAGUAAAACACUCAACUCCUGCAAAGUGCCCCAGAUCCGUUACGCCAGCGUGGAGCGCCUCUUGGAGCGGCUGACGGACUUGCGGUUUCUCAGUAUCGAUUUCCUCAACACCUUUCUGCACACCUAUCGUAUUUUCACAACGGCAGCCCAGGUGCUGGCGAAGCUUUCCGACAUAUACAAGAGGCCUUUUACCUCCAUCCCCGUCAGGUCACUGGAAUUGUUUUUCGCCACCAGCCAGAACAGCAGAGGUGAACAUCUGGUUGACGGCAAAUCUCCACGCCUGUGUCGCAAAUUCUCUUCCCCACCACCCCGAGCCGUGUCCAGAACAUCCUCCCCAGUGAGGGUCAGAAAACUGUCCUUGACUUCUCCCUUGAAUUUAAGGAUAGGAGCCUUGGACCUGACCACCACCUCGGCGUCCAGCAGUCCCACCACCACCCACAGCCCCGCUGCGUCCCCACCGCCGCACACUGGUAAAGUACCUUUGGAUCUUAGCAGAAGCCUCUCUUCUCCAGAGCAAAGCCCGGGAUCUGUAGAAGAGUGUGUAGAUAACCCCCGCGUGGAUCUGUGUAACAAGCUCAAACGAAGUAUUCAAAGAGCAGUCCUAGAGUCUGCCCCCGUGGAGCGAGCAGCAGUGCAGAGCUCCCCUGCGGUGGAUGCCACGGAACUUUCACCUGGCAGGUCGCCCUCAACGCCUCGGCACCUGCGCUAUCGCCAGCCUGGAGGACAGAUGGCUGACAGCUCCCACUGCUCUGUUUCGCCUGCUUCUGCCUUUGCAAUUGCCACAGCUGCAGCAGGACACGGGAGUCCUCCGGGAUUUAACAACACCGACAGAAUAUGUGACAAAGAGUUUAUUAUCCGUAGAACAGCCACCAAUCGAGUACUGAAUGUCCUCCGUCACUGGGUCUCAAAGCACGCACAGGAUUUCGAACUCAACAAUGAACUAAAGAUGAACGUCCUAAAUUUGCUAGAAGAAGUUUUGCGAGACCCAGACCUUCUUCCCCAAGAAAGGAAAGCUGCAGCCAAUAUCCUGAGAGCUCUUUCACAAGAUGAUCAAGAUGACAUUCACCUAAAAUUAGAGGAUAUAAUUCAACUGACGGACUGUCCGAAGGCCGAGUGCUUUGAGACCUUGCCAGCCAUGGAGCUGGCUGAGCAGAUCACCCUCCUGGACCACAUUGUUUUCAGAAGCAUUCCCUACGAAGAGUUUCUUGGGCAGGGUUGGAUGAAGCUGGAUAAAAAUGAAAGAACACCUUACAUUAUGAAAACCAGCAAGCACUUUAAUGAUAUGAGUAACCUGGUGGCCUCCCAGAUCAUGAAUUACGCAGAUAUCAGCUCUCGUGCCAACGCAAUUGAGAAAUGGGUGGCGGUGGCAGACAUUUGCCGAUGCCUGCACAACUACAACGGCAUGCUGGAGAUCACCUCGGCCUUAAACAGGACCGCCAUCUACCGGCUGAAGAAAACCUGGGCCAAGGUGUCCAAGCAGACAAAAGCUCUAAUGGACAAACUUCAGAAGACUGUUUCAUCUGAAGGAAGAUUUAAAAAUCUCAGAGAAACCCUUAAAAAUUGUAACCCCCCAGCCGUUCCUUAUCUGGGGAUGUACCUGACAGACCUGGCAUUUAUUGAAGAAGGAACACCAAACUUUACUGAGGAAGGCCUUGUCAAUUUCUCCAAAAUGAGAAUGAUAUCACACAUCGUCAGAGAGAUACGCCAGUUCCAGCAGACAUCCUAUCGAAUAGACCAUCAGCCAAAGGUCACUCAGUACUUGCUUGACAAAGCCCUCAUCAUAGAUGAAGAUACACUGUAUGAGCUGUCACUAAAAAUUGAACCUCGGCUCCCUGCUUGAAGAUUUGGCCUUGCCCUGGGCCUGGGGAAUUUUCAUGGAAGGGGGGACAGACAGAACUGUGCAUGCCAUGCCUCCCACAGUACCGUGAGGACGGGGGAUGGAGACCAAAACAGGUCUCCUUUGUCCAUGGAAGAAGGAACGUAACUGGAUUCUGCCUCCAGUGAGGGAAGCCCAGCUGUUUGGGGUCAAAGACAGAUGCUUCAGACCUGGGUGGGAAGGUGAAAAGAAUGAUAUUUGGUAAAGUUGGUGGCACAUUCUGCAGAAAGAGAAUGUACGAUGGGAGAUGUGGUAGCCAUUUUAAUGACACAGAAAGGCAGUUAUGACAGGCCACUGGAUGAGGCUUCCCAGCGCCGAGUCCCAGACCCCAUUCUACAUCCACAGCUGGGAAACCUCAGGCCGUGCUGAAACCUCUCUGAGCCUGUUUUCUCGCCUACAAGUGAAGUAAAUAGUAAUUUAUGUGCUGCCUACCUCACAGGGCUGUCAUGAGGACAAAAUGGGUUAGUCUGUAAACUGUAAAGUGCUGUCCAAAUGUGAGGUCACAUGAUUACCAUCCUCAUCUCUCUCUUGCAGAAGAUUUAAAUGUAUUUCUGUGUGUGUGUGUGUGUGUGUGUGUGUGUGUGU
Eptesicus fuscus (big brown bat) is the source of this 4341-nucleotide messenger RNA. RefSeq names its product Ras protein specific guanine nucleotide releasing factor 2 (gene RASGRF2). Gene Ontology annotation, cellular component: plasma membrane. The transcript is spliced from 28 exons. Gene Ontology annotation, biological process: positive regulation of GTPase activity; Ras protein signal transduction. The record is from RefSeq and is a predicted model, not a curated record. Lineage: Eukaryota; Metazoa; Chordata; Mammalia; Chiroptera; Vespertilionidae. Bases 1 to 3720 code for a protein of 1239 amino acids. Gene Ontology annotation, molecular function: protein binding; guanyl-nucleotide exchange factor activity.